Messenger RNA from Cuscuta epithymum, 3682 nucleotides. NCBI's taxonomy places the organism in Eukaryota, Viridiplantae, Streptophyta, Magnoliopsida, Solanales, Convolvulaceae. The record is from the annotation of a GenBank genome assembly.
CACAGAUAAAAAAAACUAAGUACAGAUUCAAAUUCUACUCAUUGAAAGGAUGAAAAUACAUAUAAAGAACUCACAAUUUGGAGCUAAAAUGAGAAAGAUAUGAAAGAUUGAAGUUGAAGGUGCAACAAUGGUGGAAAUCCGAGCUUUGAGGAGGAAGAAGACGCCCUUUUUGAUCUGAUUUGGGCUUGAAAAUUGGUGUGUUUGGGUUGAGGAAAAAGCCUGGUUUUUAUAGCAGAAAAAAUCCCGAAGGCGCCCAAGCAGGCGGCCGCCUUCCGUCGACAUCUGGCCGCCUGCCGUCUUCUCGCCGGCAACGCAUCGUGGGCCGGUCUCUGUCAGCCGUAGGCGGCCACAGAGGGCGGCCGCCUUCCAUCAAAACUGGCCGCCUGCCGUCUUUUCGUCGGCAAAUCGGAUCGCGGCGGGUCCCGGCGGAUCCCGGCCGCCGCAGGCGGUCCAGCAGGCGGCCGCCUGCCGUUCCUGUCUGGCCGCCUGCCGUCAAAUCCCACCGGCCGGCGGUUGGUUCGUCGUCUUCUGCCGCAGGCGGUCACCGUAGGCGGCCGCCUUCCGUCCAGUGUCGGCGGCCUACGGUCUUUUCCGAAUCCGGUCAAAGUCAAGGGUUGACUUUCCAAAAAUACCGUAGGCGGCCGCGAAGGCCUUCAUUUUGGCCGCCUGCCCGGCCGCCUGUGAGAUUAUUUGUCCGGCUUGUUCCUUAUUUUGUGCUCUUCAAUAUUGUCUUCUGGACCACCUUGAAAUAAUGUUUCCUUCUUUCGGUAUGAUAUCAUUUGUUGCUCAAAUUGGCUCAUUUUGUGCUCAAUUGACCCGAAAUUCCGACAAACAUACGAUGAAUGUGGUUUUCACCUGAUUUCAUGAAACUUGAACCAAAAUAUCUAAAACAUGCCUUUUCUUUCUAUUUUCAAUCAAAAAUCGCUUAAAUUUGAUAAGAAAAAUAAGUACAAAAAUGGACUUAUCACACCACAAAGUGGUGCAGCCCCUCAUGUCCAUCCACCGCUCAGUAGUGGGGCUCUGCACUGCCGUAGUGAACUGUGGGGGGUGCCCCACAGGAAUCUACCUUGACUUGGGGACUACAGAGUAAUGGGUUAAAUAGAGGGUGUCCACUUCCUUAUCACCAAUUGGUUUUAAGAAAGAUAUGGCUGCUAUUUAACCACAGAACUCUGGAGUUAAGCGAGCCCGGGGUAAGAAAGCCCAAGGAUGGGUGACCCACUGGGAAGUUUGUCGACAAGGGGUGAAUCGAUCCAACAAGUGGUAUCAGAGCGAGGUCACAGGUGAAUCUCUCGGCUGGUGCUGGGGGGUGAUUGUUGGUCUUAUGGGAGAUCAGCACCACCCUUUGAUUCAGGGCUUAACCGCCCAACCUGUUGGCACCACAAAGUGGUGCAGCCCCUCAUGUCCAUCCACCGCUCAGUAGUGGGGCUCUGCACUGCUGUAGUGAACUGUGGGGGGUGCCCCACAGGAAUCUACCUUGACUUGGGGACUACAGAGUAAUGGGUUAAAUAGAGGGUGUCCACUUCCUUAUCACCAAUUGGUUUUAAGAAAGAUAUGGCUGCUAUUUAACCACAGAACUCUGGAGUUAAGCGAGCCCGGGAUAAGAAAGCCCAAGGAUGGGUGACCCACUGGGAAGUUUGUCGACAAGGGGUGAAUCGAUCCAACAAGGGUUAAAUAGACCCUCAUACAAUCGCACAUUGAUCACAUAAACCCAUGUACUAAAAAAACCAUCGUAUAAACCCGUUUACUUUUAAAAACGGUCAAUUUAGUCAAUUUAUGAGUUUCUAUAGUAGGUUACUAGGUUAGAACCGUUUUUUUUACUUUUGGUUUAUUUUUCAACUUUUUUCCUUUCUUUUGAUCCACUCCCUUGUUCGAAUGACCCACACCUCUUUGUCAAUUAUCUCUUUGUCAAUUAUGCUUAUCAGCUUCUUACUUUUUUUAUGUUUCUUCGGAUUAUCCCGUUCAUUUUUCUUUGGAAAAAGGUGCAAAUAGGCCCAUGUACUAAUAAAAAAAGGUCAAAUAAGCCCUUAUUUAGGAGGCUCUGUCCGGCCGUCGCGAUUUGGGCUGGUUCCCGGUUGAAUUUUUUGAUGAAAUUUUUUGAGCAUCUUAUUCAUGAAGUCUAGUUUACUCAUACCAAAUUUCAGCUAAAACUUCAAUCGGGAAGGCAUUCAAAUGAAUUCUUGAAAAUAACUGCGCUUCUAACUGUGCAGUUAUUUUCAAGAAUAUAUUUGAAUGCCUUCCCGAUUGAAGUUUUAGCUGAAAUUUGGUAUGAGUAAACUAGACUUGAUAAAUAAGAUGCUCAAAAAAUUUCAUCAAAAAAUUCCACCGGGAACCACCCGAAAUGACGACGGCCGGACAGAGCCUUCUAAAUAAAGGCUUAUUUGACCCUUUUUUGGUUAGUACAUGGGCCUAUUUGUACCUUUUCCCUUUUUUCUUUUAACCCAUUCUUUUUGUAAAUUGGAAGCAUAAAAUUUCUAAGGCCGGAAACUGCUCACGUCAAUUACUGCACCAAUGAAGGAGAACCUUUCCAUCGAUCGUCCUCUUGAAGAUCUCCCAAGUCCAAACCCAUCCACGGCAACCCAGAAAAAGAAGCGCCAGUGGAUUCCCCCUCUCCGGCCGACCGGCCAUGGAUGUGCUUCGAAGGAUUACCUGUUGUGUUGGUCUCCAUCCGGUCUCCCCUGAAAUUUAGUAGUGGAAGAGCAACAGAUCUUCAGCGUCUCCUUCCCGUCUAUUUGAUUUAGCCAGGCUGGAGGAAAACAACAGUAACGUCUAUUUGAUUUAGCCAGGCUGGAGGAAAACAACAGUAACGUCAUUAUAUAUACAGAGUAAUCCGAGGGAACUGGGAAUCCGAUGAGUUCUGGGAAAUGCAAACCCAUUGUUUUUUAAGCAAAUGGAAAAAUGUUUGUCCUUGGACAGUCCAAAUAUAUAUAGAGAGAGAUUGAUGAAAGAAAAAAUUGCAGGAAUGUGCCGUUAGAAUAGAAGACGGAGGAGGGCUGGGACUUCAGAGUUGACGAGAAAGGAGGAGAAACUCAAAACGAAUGGAGAAAAAUAAAGAGAAAGAACAAAAAGGGAAAAAUAAACAGUAGAAAAUAGUCAACCUUCCAUUAACCGGUUGGGAAGGUUACUUCCCGAGUUCCCGGUGAAGUUGUCACCAAAGGGCACUCAUGCCCUUCAACUUUAUUUUUGGGCAAAAAGCUUCAAAAUAUAUGAAAGAAGAGCAAUUAUACCCUUGGCUUAACGGUUCACAUGCAACUGCCGUUAAAGUUGCUCCUUGGCUACUGGUACUCCGGAUAGCAAAUAUGAAGUGCUCGUUUGAACAGUGCUUUUUCACAAUUACAAUAAUAAAUCACUUAGUAAUCAACUUAUUAAGGAUUAAGUGCUCGUUUGUUUUUUUUAUUUUCGGCUUAUCUGAUUUGUCAGAUACCUUUGUCACUAAAGACGCAACUUUUAAUUGUGUAAUAAUAAAAAAAUUGAGAUUGAAGUAACUUUUUUGUUUAAUUGGUUGAAAUUACCCUAGAGGAUCACUUCAGUUAUUUUUCAUAUAAUUAAUUUUUUCUUUUUAUUAACAAAAUAUAUUUUGAAUGUAGUUUUUCAUCAAUUAGCAUAAUGAGCUAAUAUGUGUAUAUUACCAAAUAGACUCUAAAAGUCACUUGAAUAGAAUCAAAUGCGCGAAUAAAGAAGUAUA